Messenger RNA from Soboliphyme baturini, 501 nucleotides. NCBI's taxonomy places the organism in Eukaryota, Metazoa, Nematoda, Enoplea, Dioctophymatida, Soboliphymatidae. The record is from the annotation of a GenBank genome assembly.
AUGGACUCAACGGCCCUCAACGAAAGAUGGCUGUGGCUGAGUUCGGUUCUGUUCUGUCUGCUGCUGCUGACCGUCACUGCAAACCGCCAGAUGACGUUACCUGCAGGUAGUAACCACCGGUCGGUGACGGUGACGGCGACGGCGACAGUCGUCGACGGUAUUGUUCGCGUUGUGCAUCGAUUCCGCACCUCACCGACCAGCGGUCAGCGUUAUCCGUCUGGACGGUUGCUAGUUCCAGUUGGCGACCGCUCGCUUGCGUCAGGAUGUGCCGGGGUGAUAUACCAGCUCGUCGUCGGCUGGUCGGCUAGUCAAGCGUUUCGGAUAAUUGUCACCCGUCCCCGGGGCGUAACUUUCACUGGUCAAGUAAUGAGUUUGUUGUUGACGGCUGACGGAUUGGUGAGUGCCGCGAACUCGCCUUCAGUCAAGUGGUCUCCUGGAAGUAGUCGCGCGAAGGCGGCGCCAGUUGACCGGAAAAUGUGUACGCUUCUGUUAAGCGAUUGA